Neoarthrinium moseri is the source of this 1131-nucleotide messenger RNA. RefSeq lists its product as uncharacterized. The transcript has a single exon. The record is from RefSeq and is a predicted model, not a curated record. NCBI's taxonomy places the organism in Eukaryota, Fungi, Ascomycota, Sordariomycetes, Amphisphaeriales, Apiosporaceae. The coding region runs from base 1 to 1131 and encodes 376 amino acids.
AUGGCAGCCGAAAAAGCCUCCUCAAACUACCGCGCCUUAGUGGUAAACAGCAUCGGUGCCGACCUGCACAUAGAGGAGAGAGCCAUGCCCGACGCAGUCCCAGGCAGCGUCGUAGUCCGCAUCCUCGCUUCCCCGGUGCUUUCAUACCAGCGGGAUAUAUACGAUGGGACGAGAGCCUACCCGUUCUCGACACCCAUCGUAGGCGGCUGCAGCGCCGUCGGCCGUGUGGUGUUCGUCGGCCCAGAUGCCACGGUUCUGCAACCCGGCAAGCUCGUCUGGGUGGAUUGUGUUGUGCGCGGGCGCGAUGACCGCGACGCCGUUUUCCUCUGGGGUAUCCACGAGGGGUCGACUGCGAGCAGCAAGAAGCUCGCCCGCGAGGUCUGGCACGAUGGCACUUAUGCAGAGAUUGCCAGGGUUCCGCUAGAGAACUGCAUCCCACUCGACGAGGGCCGGCUCUGUGAUAACGGAAAUAGGGGCCUAGGUUAUUCCUCGCGCGACCUGAUCUACCUUUGGCAUCUUUCCGUGCCCUUCGGCGGCCUGCGGUCCAUCGACGUCAAGCCAGGGGAGACGGUUGUAGUGUGUCCUGCGACGGGCGGCUUCGGUGGUGCAGGCACGCAUGUAGCUGCCGCUCUCGGGGCCCGAGUCAUCGCCAUGGGCCGGAACGAAGAGGAGCUCGCGCGCUUGAAAACGUUCAUCGGGAAGGGGAUACCGUCAGCGCACAUCGAGACCGUGCACAUCACAGGGGACAAGGAGGUCGAUACCUCAUCCCUAAUGGCGUUCGGUACCAUUGAUGCCGUGUUGGACCUCUCACCGCCCGGCGCGGCCCAGUCAACGCACCUGCUUAGCGCCGUCGCGGCGCUGCGGAGGGGCGGGCGGAUUAGCAUCAUGGGCUCUGUUGGGCUGAACAUCAUCGACUGGAACUUUCUAUCCAACGACCUCGUUGCCAAGGCCAAGCUCAUGUACGAUCGGGAGGACCUGCUGUUGUUGGUGAAGAUGCUGGAAGCAGGUCUGUUCGCCCGAGGUGCGGGCCUCGUCAAGACCAAGCAUUUUGCGCUGGAUGAUUGGCAAGAGGCUUUUGAUGAGGCGACUACUUAUACUGGCGUUGGCCGUAUUGUUGCUUUCUCUCCUUGA